This is a messenger RNA of Cladophialophora immunda, 1387 nucleotides long. RefSeq lists its product as uncharacterized. The record is from RefSeq and is a predicted model, not a curated record. NCBI's taxonomy places the organism in Eukaryota, Fungi, Ascomycota, Eurotiomycetes, Chaetothyriales, Herpotrichiellaceae. The coding region runs from base 29 to 1054 and encodes 341 amino acids. The transcript has 2 exons.
GCCUGAUGCCCUGGGUAAAUAUUUCACAAUGUUUUAUUUCUGCGUUUCCCUUGUGUUGCCUUUAAUCGGAGCAUCGAUCGCGUCGCCGCUGAAGAAUCUUGACAAACGUGACCUGCCCUCUUUCGUCCGUCAAUAUGCGCCGGUGGCAUACCUUGACUCCACAGAGAUCUACUUCCCCAGCUCCAUCGCCGGUCAGGCAACGCACACACAUCCUGAAGAUGGCUCAGGGAACAACAUCGCCGGUGCUCCGUCGCCCCUGACCCUCGACAAUCUCAAUAGUCUCAACAACUUCGCCUCCUCUGGUACCAACGUUUACCUCACAUCAGACGAAGGAAUUGAGGCUCUCCCGUCUUGGCUUCGCGGUGUUGAGCCUGAUUCCUCCGGCUCGACAGGCUCCACCAUUGCGAGCCUGAUCAUCACCGUCUCCAAACCGAACAACAUCCUCGAUGCAUUCUACUUCUAUUUCUACGCCUACAACCAGGGAAACUGGGUUCUGGGCCUACCCGCUCUCGAAUUUGGCGAUCACGUCGGUGACUGGGAGCAUACCAUGGUCCGCUUCGUCAACGGCGCGCCCACGGCAAUGUGGUUCAGCCAGCAUAGUUCCGGGGAGGCGUUCACCUAUUCCGCCGUGCAGAAGUACAACAACGGCGAUAGACCCGUAGUAUACGUCGCGAACGGCACUCACGCGAACUACGCAAUCCCCGGGACCCACGACCACACCAUCCCCGGGCUCAACUUGCUCGCGGGGCCCUUGGAGGACCACACCGACGCCGGCGUGUUCUGGGACCCCUUGGUCAACGCCUACACCUACAGCUACGACAACACGACCGGCGUCUUCACCGCGUACAACGGGCAAGAUCCAACCGGCUACUUGGACUUUGCGGGCCGCUGGGGCGACAAUCAACUCCCGGACAGCACGUCCGGUCAAAUUGACGUGUUUGGCGAGCGCAAGUACGUCGCUGGCCCCACGGGACCCCGGGAUAAAGACCUGGGAAGGUCAAACGUCUGUCCUACCAGCCAGAGCUGUUCUGUCUCGAGCAUCUUGCUUCCUUAAGAAGGGGGUUUGCUCUUUUGCAGCCUCUUGUUUUUGGGUACAAGGACUGGGGAUGAUUUACAGAGACGCCGUCUAAUGCGGGGAGUUUUACAGGAGCAGGAGCAAGAGCCAAGACCGAGACAGACGUCGUCGGAUCCGUUUUCGUCGCGUUUCCAUUACUUUGGUUCUUUUCUUGGUCGCAGAUUGAGAAAGGUGUCUGCGCGGCCAAUCGGUUUGUCGCUGUCGGUGACUUAACCUUUUUAUUUACGAGCUAUUGGGAGAUCUGUUGAUUAUAGAGCAUGAUAGAGAUAUAAUAGGCUGCGUAAUGUACACUUACUGGAUAUGAAUAUUUCU